This is a messenger RNA of Pseudonaja textilis, 1777 nucleotides long. It is a transcript of the gene HAGHL, whose product is annotated as hydroxyacylglutathione hydrolase like. NCBI's taxonomy places the organism in Eukaryota, Metazoa, Chordata, Lepidosauria, Squamata, Elapidae. The record is from RefSeq and is a predicted model, not a curated record. Gene Ontology annotation, molecular function: hydroxyacylglutathione hydrolase activity.
CCCCGCCUCCCGGAGGGCGGGGCUUUUCGUUGGCUGCGGCGGCUCGCCAGCUGAACCAUAGAAGUGGUUUCCGGCUGGAAUUCUUCAGCUGUAAGACUGCUGCAAAUAUAUAUCAAGAUAUUCUUCCAGUUUUGCUUCCAUGAUCCUUGAAUCCCUGGAGCAUGAAAGUCAAAGUGAUUUCAAUUUUGGAAGAUAAUUACAUGUACCUGAUCAUCGAGGAAACCACUCGUGAGGCCAUUGCAGUGGACGCUGCUGUUUCCAAGCGGCUCCUAGAGAUCAUCCGAAGAGAAGACAUUAUUCUAAAAGCCAUCCUGACUACCCAUCACCAUUGGGAUCACGCGAGAGACAAUGCAGAACUGUCCAAACUUUAUCCUGGCCUGGAGGUCUAUGGUGGGGACGAACGGGUGGGAGCUCUGACGCACCGGGUGACUCACGAGCAGGAAUUAAAGUUUGGCAGCAUCAAUGUACGGUGCCUUCUCACUCCAGGCCACACUGCGGGACAUGUCUGCUACUUCGUGUGGGAAAAUGAUUCCCUGAAUGCUCCUGCAGCUUUCACAGGUGACACCUUAUUUGUCGGUGGUUGUGGGAAGCUCCUGGAAUGCACAGCCGAACAGCUGUACAAGAGCCUGAUGGAGGUCCUGGGUGGGCUGCCAAAGGAGACGAAAAUCUUCUGUGGACAUGAGUACACAACCCAGAAUUUGAAGUUUGCCUUAAAGGUGGAACCAGAGAAUGAAUUUGUGAAAGAAAAGCUCAUUUGGGCUAAACUCCGAGAAGAUGAAGACCUUCCAACGGUGCCUUCUACUUUGGCAGAGGAGUUCCUCUACAACCCGUUCCUUCGCAUCUUGGAAGAACCGGUCCAGAAGUUCACGGGCAAGUCCGCUCCUCUUGAGGCCUUCGCUGCUCUCUGCAAGGCCAAAGAGACCUUCCGGAAACCCAAAGAGCGGCUGAAUCCUCAGGCCAUGCUGGACUUCCAGUGGGGGCUCUUCGAUCCACUCCUGCAGAAGUGAGACCCCGCCCUGACUGCCAUGAUGGGGAUACAGAUGAGAACGGGCUAAUUGGAUUCAUCUCAAAGGCAAAUGUAAGCUGUCGAAAAUUGGGAGGCAAUGGAGGGCUCAUAAAAAUAAAUCGCAUGGGCUGCCAGAAUAAAGCCAAGAGAAUCCAAUAAGAGCGGACUGCACAGUGCAUCUCCAAACCAGCAAACCUGAAUUACCUUCACUUUCAGAUCAAAGAACUUUUUAGGCCCAAACAUAAUGUUCUCCCUUUUGUUCUUGUAGUGUCCAAAAUCCCCUUCGUUCAGCAGGUUUGCUCUCCAGAUAAAGGUUGGGCAGGCUGAAACAGUGCAACAAUUCUAUUGAGAUAUUUGGAAAAAAAAUGAUAUAUUGUGCCUGCUGUUCUAGCAACAAGGCAGAUGUGAAACUACACUUUCAGAUACUUACCCCACACGAUAGGCAAAUUUUGGGCGGCCCUUAUAGAAAUGAGACAAAGUGGAAAACUGAUUCUAUGUUCUAUGGUCAAUUUCUUAUUUUAUUGAUGGUUGUUGACUGUUUACACACAUAGCCUUUGUGAUAUCCCUCAACGGAGCAGGGGAUGUGCAUUUCUGUUCCUGCUCCUCAUGUUGCAUGUGGACUAGGACAGGACAAGGCUGCAAAUGCUCCGCUUUGUGCCACAUGACCGGAGCGGGGGAACCAGAACGGUGCUGCUACUCAAUGCCCCACCCGUCCAGAGUCAUUGUAAGGAGAGGUAUUUUUUUUUCCCUCCAUAAACACCCAAACCAUUU